Molecule: messenger RNA, 3441 nt
Organism: Dendrobium catenatum
Lineage: Eukaryota; Viridiplantae; Streptophyta; Magnoliopsida; Asparagales; Orchidaceae
Exons: 5
Coding region: 1-3441 (1146 amino acids)
Molecular function (GO): RNA-DNA hybrid ribonuclease activity; nucleic acid binding
Source: RefSeq, a predicted model, not a curated record
AUGGGGCUUGGUUGGGACUAUUUCAUUCUUCCUUCUGAAGGGCGUUCUGGUGGUAUUAUGGUACUGUGGAAGUCAGAUUUGAUGUCCUUUUCUGUUUUGAAAACUUCAGAUCAAUGUGUUAUUAGUGAUCUAAAUGUUUUCAACAAAGGUGUUUGGAUGGUUUUUACUGUUUAUGCUAGCAAAGAGACAGUGAAGAGGAGGCAUCUCUGGGAGGUUGUUCAGGAGGCUUCCAAUAGAGAUAUUCCUUCUAUUGUUGGAGGGGAUUUUAAUUGUAUUUUGUCACAAGAGGAUAAGAAGGGUGUGGUUAAACAUCUUGCUAGAGUUGCAUCGGACCAAUGUCCAAUUGUUCUUAAGAUGUUUGAGAUGUCUUGUAAAGGUAGAAGUGGAAUAAAGUUUGAAGAUACUUGGCUUUUAAGAUUGCUGAGUAUAUUGUCUCUAAGCAAGGCUAGAUUGAAGAAUUUCUCUUUGGAGAAAGACAAAUCGAAAGAUGAAAUUCCGGUUUUACAAGAUGAAGAAUCAAAGCUGGGAUGGUUGGAAGAGGAUAAAUUGUGGUUACUUAAAGCUAAAGUUAAAGAAUUAAAUGUUGUGCUGAAUAAUCUCAAUACUUGGUGGAGGCAAAGAGCUAAAGCUAAAUGGGUUAAAGAUGGUGAUGCAAAUACCAAAUUUUUCCAUUCUUUUGCAAAUUCUAGGAGGAAUAUCAACUGGAUUUCUCAAGUAAAGGAUGCUAAUGGGGAGUUGUCAGAUGAUCCAGGAACGAUUGAGGAGGAAUUCAUGAGAUUUUUUCAGGUGAAAUGGGAAUCUAGGUCCUGCAGCUUUACUGGAUGGCCAAAACCGUGGACUUCCUUACUGAAUAGUGAUAAGGAAAUGCUGAACAGAGAAUUGAAUGAAGCUGAAAUCAGUGAAGUUAUUUUGAAUUUGGGAAAUAACAGAGCUCCAGGCUUUGAUGGUAUUUCCUAUUCUUUUUUCAAAGCUUAUUGGAAGAUCAUUAGAGUGGAUGUAGUGAGGGUUGUUCAGCAGUUUUUCAGAACUGGUUCGAUGAAUAGGGAUUGGAAAGACACUUUAGUUGUAAUGGUGGAGAUUAUGCCCAAGAUUAUCUCUGAAGAAAAAGUGGCUUUUGUGAAGGGUAGGUCUAUUUCUGAUCAUCUUCUUAUAGCUCGGGAAGUUUUCAAUAAGCUAAGGUUUUCCAAAGCAAGCAAUGGAUUCUUGGCAAUCAAGGUGGACUUGGAACAAGCAUAUGAUAGCAUGUGUUGUGCUACUUUGGAGAGAAUGUUGAUUGAAUUGGGUUUCCCUUCUAGGUUUGUUCAUUUGGUAAUGGAUUGUAUUAUUAAUCCAAGAUUUUCUAUUGUGAUUAAUGGAUCUAAUUCUGGGUGGACUGAAGGGAAGAGUGACUUUCGCCAAGGGUGUCCUCUGUCACCCUUUCUGUUUAUUCUUUGCUCACAACUUCUUUCCAACGCAUUUCGUAGUAGGGGUAAUGAGGUGGGUAUUAGAUUGUCUACUAAUGCUCAGAAGAUUUCCCAUAUGUUGUUUGUAGAUGCUAUUUUGUUGUUUUUUGAAGCUAAAGGGAACGUUAUGAAGAAAGUGAGAAAGAUAUUGGAAGAUUAUUGUAAGUGGACUGGGCAAAAUAUUAAUUACCAUAAAACUUCUUUGGUGUGUGGUAAUUCGGUGGACAGGAGGAGGAGAAUUCAGAUUUCCAUAUUCAUGGGUAUUAAGCUUGUUGAUGGGUUUGAGUAUUUGGGCAUUAAGUUGCCUUUGAGACGUUUAAGGAAGGCUGAUUUUCAGUGUUUAUUGGAUAAUUCCUGUAAAAAAAUCAAUGCUUGGGGUAACAAGUUUGUCUCCUUUGCUGGUAGGAUGGUUUUGGUUAAAUCUGUUUUUCUUUCUCUUCCGAUUUAUACCAUGACUCAUUCUCUUAUUCCAAUGAGUACUUUAUUGGAGUUUGAUAAGAUUUGUAGAGAUUUCAUAUGGAAUAAAUGUGAUGGAAAAAGAGGUCUUCAUUACUUGGCAUGGGAUCAUGUUUGUAAGCCGAAAGAGUAUGGAGGUUGGGGUGUUCAAUCAGCUAUGGAAAGAAGGGAUGUUAUGAGAGCUAAAUUUACUUGGAAGUUGAUUCAUAAUCCUGAUUCUUUGUUAAGCAGACAACUCAAUGCUAAGAAUGGGGAAAGUUGGUGGAAUUACCGGCUGUAUGGGAGGAGUUCCAGCACAUGGAAGAUCUUGUUUUCAAGGUGGAAUGCUAUCAGGGAAAUUGUUAGAUGGAAAGUGGCUGAUGGAACUAGAAUUAGUGUGCUGAAGGACAUAUGGAUUUUGGACAAAGCUCUAAUCAGAUGGCCUACGUUUGUUGCUACAUUUGAGGAUGAAGAUGUUACCCUGGAUUGUUUCAUCACGGGUGGAAGCUGGGAUCGGAUGAAACUCAAGCAGUUCUUUGGGACUGAUCUUGUAUAUCUCAUAUGUAUGGUUCAGAUUUAUCCCUGUCUGUCUGGAGAUAGUAUGGAGCUGAAGUUUAAUAUGUCUGGGAAGUCUACCUCGGCUAUAAUUAUGGAAGAAAGGUAUAAGAACCUGGGUGGUGUUGUUCCAUUCAAAUGGGUAUAUAAAUUGAAGCUGAAUGAUAGGCUUGAGGUGUUCUUACGGCGGCUGUUCUCGAAUGCUUUGCCUACAGCUGAAUUCCUCUGUAAAAGGAAACUUGCUGAUGAUUCAUUGUGUCCAUUGGGCUGCGAUGUAGUGGAAGAUUGCAAUCAUAUUACUACCUACUGUUGCAAAUUACGGAAGGUACUUGAUGUGCUGAGAGGGUGGGGAUUUCAAAUUCCUGUUUACAGUGGAUGGUGUGAAUGUUUGGUGGAUCUCAAGUGGCACAAAAAUGGUAAUUUGAUGUUGAUAAAAAUGUAUUUUACUGUUAUUUGGUUUGUUUGGAACCACAAGAACAAGGUUAAGCAUGAAGAUCCUGAAGAAAGCAAUGUGUUCAUUGCUAUAUCCAUUCUCAGUUUUAUUAGCCAGGAUCGUUCUCAUAUUAUUCAAUCGGGUAACUGGGUUGUUAAUCAGCCCUUUGGGUUAUCUUUCGAUAAAUGGCAACCUCCUCCCCCCGGUUGGAUCAAGAUCAACAUCGAUGCAUCUCUAAAGGGAAAUUAUGAGGCUGAUAUUGGAGGAAUUGUAAGGGAUUGCAAAGGAAGGUUCUUACUUGCGUUUGGGAGAAAGAAGAUGCAUUGGGACAUAGCCCAAUUGGAGAUGGAAGCCAUUACAGAUUUGAAGGAAGUUUUACAGGGCAGAUUUCAUGGAGUUGAAGGCAUUGUAGUAGAAGGUGACAAUAAGAAUGUUAUUGAUAUUCUUCAUAACAUGCACAGUAUACCGAAGAAUAUGGAUAGAAGAAUGAUGAUUGAAGAUUCUUUCUUUCUUAAUAAGCUUUCUGCUUUCAAAAGAUUUCUUCCUGAACUUGAAGCUUACACAGAUCCACUUUAG